AUGGUUAUUAAAGGAUCAGAUAAAGAACUGCUUUGUUGUACUAUUUACCUAGCACUGCUGAUGUUUUCAGCUGUUGUAGCGGAUGAUGCCUGCCAACUUUUUGACGGUUUCACGUUUGUCAACGGCUACUGCCUCAAAGUUUUCAACGUCCAGUUUAAAUGGCAGGAGGCAGAGGCGUUCUGUAAAACAAGACUUUACGGCGGAAAACUGAUUGAGAUUUUGACAGAGGAAGAUCGAGUGGGACUUCAAAGUCUCAUCACGUCAAAGGGUGUGAACUAUACUUAUUUCCAGAACUUCUGUACUGUUGCUAUAUCUGGUGGCUCUCUGGCUGAAAUGUUGUCCGAACAAGAAAAAAGUGUUGUGAAAAAUCUGGUGGUGACCAAUGGGCAGCCAGCGUGGCUUGGUGGCCGGUUCUCGUCCGGCACCUACAACUGGACUCUGGCACCGGAAGUGCCCAUCCCACAGAACAUCUGGUGUUACUACGAGCCCAACAACUUUGGAGGGGCAGAGAACUGCGUGAGGGCAGAGACCGGGGCAUGCCUGAACGAUGGGCAGUGCGGGGACUUGCUGCCCUUUAUAUGCCAGUCACCCAACAACAGCUGUAGCUCUUCAUCUGGUCUCAUGGUCAACGGCAAGUGUUACACAGUUGUGAAUACAACUUUACAAUGGGCAGAUGCAUUGCAAUACUGUAAAGCAAGAGGCGGAACACUAAUGGAGCUGUUGACUGAUCGAGACUAUACUUUCCUGCGAUCUAUUCCUCUGUUAAAUACUUCAUACAUAUGGGUGGGAGGAAGUGACCUGAAGGAGGAGGGCAAGUUCCUCUGGGCCGGCACCCAGACGGCCAUCCGGACCAACUGGUGGGGAUUUGAGAUGCCAGACAACAACCUGGGGACGGAGGGCGCCCUGGAGAUGUUGAACUUCGGGUUCCUGAACGACGAGCCCAGGGUCAACAACAAGAGCUUCGUCUGCCAGAGAGUAUGGAUUGGGGCCAAUGACCUCCAGCUGAGCCGGUAUUUCCGGUGGGUGACCGGCAACCAGUCGAUCCCCAGCGGCACCCUGCAGCUGUCCAGUCUGGGUGAACAUUGCCUGGCCUGGCGCAGGUCUGGGACGGGAGUCACGUGGGAGGACAGGACGUGUGAGGAGAGCCAUGGCUUCGUGUGUAUGACUGGUGAGUACACGUGUGAGGGUGGGGAUUUUUUUGAAGAUGAUCUACCGCCAGUUGUGAGGGUGGGGAUUUUUGAGGGUGGGGAACAGAAGCACCACCAAAUGUGA
Messenger RNA from Physella acuta, 1272 nucleotides. RefSeq lists its product as uncharacterized. The record is from RefSeq and is a predicted model, not a curated record. Lineage: Eukaryota; Metazoa; Mollusca; Gastropoda; Physidae.